This is a messenger RNA of Cladophialophora bantiana CBS 173.52, 1458 nucleotides long. RefSeq lists its product as uncharacterized. The record is from RefSeq and is a predicted model, not a curated record. The transcript has 4 exons. Lineage: Eukaryota; Fungi; Ascomycota; Eurotiomycetes; Chaetothyriales; Herpotrichiellaceae. The coding region runs from base 1 to 1458 and encodes 485 amino acids.
AUGAAGAACAGAAACCCGUCCUGGGGAUCCGUCAGGUCCAAGCUGACACAGGAAGGCUAUAUGUACCGGAUGAAGCUCGGAAAUCCGACACCAACCGCCAGUAACCAGCCUGCGCACCGUCGCCAUUCGUCGUCGACCUCAUCGUCGUCAGCCAAUGCACAGCCUUCCACGCCGGCGGAAUCUGUUCCUUCCAGGUCUGCUGCAGACAGGGCGAUCGCGGAUGGAGGAACCGCCGCGUUCCACACUAUCGUCGAACUCCUGGAGCACUGGAAUCUUGGUGACAACUUCAGGAAUGACCACGGGCUAGAUCCAAAUGCCACGUUUGAGUUCUUAUUCCAAUGUUAUGCACCUUUUACGAUACACCGUCGCCACAGAACUAUCCUCUUUGAACCAGGAGACUUCCUUGACGGGGUCAUGCUUCAUGACAAUAUGGUCGCAAAUGCUGUCCUGGUAUGGGCGGCCGAUAUGCGGGAGCGAUUCGAGGCAGGAAAUCAGAAUGCGAGGGAGAUGCUCUUGUCCCAGCGGAACGAUGUCAUCCGAGAGCUCCGGAAUAGGAUCUCUUCUUCAGAGACCUGUGCCUCAGAUGCUGUUAUGAUGACGAUUCUUUUGCUGGUUGGAACUGAGCUUCUGCACGACAAUAUCGAUGCAAUGGGAACUCACCUUGGGGCCUUACGGCACAUCAUUCAACUCAGGGGUGGCAUUGACUCCCCAUCAUUGAGCAAGUGGGUGAAGAUUCCGCUUCUCCAGUUCGAAAAUUUCUUGAACUACCGACAUUUCGACCAUGUCAAGAGCUCCAGCUUUGAGAGUGUAUCGCCGAUGGUCGGGGACGCUCGCCACCAAUCUCUGCCAGCAUCCCCUGCUCGACUCGCGCCGUCGCCUCCUGGAUUCGCGGAGCUGUUUGCCUGCAUUCCUGUGAAUGUACAGGUCAUGAAUCUCGUGGAAAGAAUAACCCAAUGGGCUCUGCAGAUUGCCGAGCUUCCCGAGAUAGGAGUAGACGGGGACAAGAGUGCAGCAACCGUGCAUGCCAUGACAUUGGAUGCAUUUCGGGCAUUCGACCUGCUCCAACAGGAGCAGCUCGAAGAGACGGAACGCUUGUUGGUCCUUGGCCUGUUUUCCUUUUGCAUCUUCAUGAAUGGUGAGGCAAUCUACUCAGUGAUGGAAUGGGUUCAACGACUUCACUGCAUGGCCCUUGUUGGCAAGCCUAUCGCCCCAAUCACGAAUGAGCGUCGGGCGAGCAUGAUCUGGGUUGCUGCCAUGUUGAUGGCAACGGGUGGAGAUGGCUCUCCAACGUGGCAUCUGGGAAGGCGAAUCAAUAGCGUAUGCAGUGGUGCAGAUACUGGCUUACAGGUCAUUCUCCAAACAAGCCAGAGAUAUUUUUGGGAUCAAGAUCUGACCACGAGACUGACUCGCGGCACGGCUAGAAGCAUGCAAGGCAAUUUCUUCGGAGAUGUGGUAUGA